CUGUUAAUUGGUUUAAUUGGUUAGAGUGCCAAAUAUUGUAAAAAGUUUAAUCAAACCAAACAAGUUAUCCAAAUAAGCCAAACUAAUUAAUUCGAAUACUGUCGUUAAAAUUAUUACCAUGAUAACCACUUCAUUUGAACACCCCCUAGAAGCCGAGGUUCAUCAUACCCUAGUGAGCAGGGUGUCUAGUCCAUAGAGAAAGAAAGAAUUACCGAUUGAUGAACAUCAUUGUGGUGAUGAGGCUCGUCUUUCGAUAUGUAAUCUUUACUCUUAGACUUGAUUUCUGAGCUCAAAUGGCAAAAGAAUCCUCCAAAAAGCUCCAAGAAUGAUCCUUGGUCACUUUCCCUUGCUAGGACUCUCCCUCUUUCGAUUUUUUAUUGCAAAACUCGGAUCCCUUUCUCCACAAUCGUAGAAAUCCUUUUAUACCCGAGCAGAAGCAAUGUCACAGCCGAAGUCACUUCAGGUCGUGACAUUCAAUGCACCGUGUUUCAUCGUCACUUCAAGGGGUCUCACGGUCGUGACAAUUGGGAAAGUCACGAGCAUGAGAUUAAUGCUAUUGCCCGUGACAUCCCAUACAUCCCCUUCCUUGUUAUUGAAAUCUCACGGUUUGGGGUGGGAAGUUACGAACCAAACCAUGACUUUGCUCUCACCGUGACACAUGGGAGAUGGCCAGACUUCCGUUUUGUCUUGUUUUUACCUUCAAUCACUCAAAAACUCGUCCCUAAACUUCAUCCACGUAAAAUAACCUGAAAAUAUGAUACAAAAAUACAACCUAACAUAAAAUCGACGUAUAUAAGAGUAUUUCCAAUCCAAAUGUUCAACAAACAAUAAAAAUAUAAGGAAUAAAUAUGUAUAAUUAUGCACGCAUCAGUCGUCACACGGACAGAUGACGGACCUAUGAUUAUUAUACUACUAAAACUCAUGGUUAUUAGCCUAAAAAAAAUAAUUAUAUGUCGUCCAUCCUCUUAUUCCAACCAAACUAAUAAUUGGUGGAGUGCCAAAUAAAAAAAAAAAAAAAGAACGGUCCAAAAGAAAAAAGUAUAUAAAUGGAGAGUGUAUCAUGGAAUUCGGAAUGUAAUUGAUACUCCAGCUAGAAACUCUCGACGGAAUUUAUAAAUAUAUAAAAAACCAUAUAAUAAGAGGAUCACAGACUACAGAACGAAUCAAAACAGCUCCAUCCCUCACUCAAUCUGCCGCUCUCCUUGCGUAAAUCCCGACCAAAUCAAAACAUCGAGUACUGUCCGCCGUCGUUAAAAUCGCUGCCGAUAAGGGCAUUAUCGUCGUCUCCACAACUACCCGUCUACACCUUCGAGCCCCUCAACCUCUCUCUCUCUUCGCGUUCCUUUUCCACCAAGAAAAGGGUAACCAGAAAAAGAAAAAAAAAUCCUCCUUCUUCAACGGUCGUUCGUACUCGUACCCACUCCUGAUUCCUUCUCCUUCAAUCCUCUUCUGUUCCCGUUUCUGGGUUUCGUUCAUUUUCUGUUCUGCUCGUUUUAAUCCUCUUCUAAAACCCCUCCUAGGGUUUUAGGUGAUUUGGGGAUUUGCUCCUCUUUUGGGGGAUUUUGCUAAUUGGUGUCGCUGUUGUUCCUCGACGAGUUCAAUCUCGUGGUUACUCGAUUUGAAUUGAUUAUUUUAUCUGAAGAGUAUGCAAUCCCCUUUUAAGCGGGGGAAAACAUAUUAACAAUGAUUGAGAAGACGAAGAAGAAGGGCAGCCAUAAGAGGGCGCGAAUCAGUGAAGAGGAUAUCUCCGUCGUCUUGGAAAGGUAUACCGCGACGACAGUGUUGGCAUUGUUGCAAGAAGUAGGCCAACUUGAGGGAGUGAAGAUUGAUUGGAAUGCGAUUGUGAAGAAGACUUCAAGUGGGAUUUCUAGCGUUAGGGAGUGCCAGAUGUUAUGGAGGCACUUGGCUUAUCGACAUUGCUUAUCUGAUAAUCUGGAUGAUGGAGCUCAGCUUCAGGAUAAUGAUAGUGACUUGGAGUAUGAAUUGGAAGCAUACCCUGAAGUCAGUGGUGAGGCUUCUGCUGAGGCAGCAGCAUGUGUGAAGGUGUUGAUGGCUUCUGGUUUACCAACUGAUGCUAAUCAAGCAAAUGCGGGAACUGUUGAGGCUCCCUUGACUAUUAACAUACCAAGUAGCCAUUCAUUUCGUGCUACAUCAGAAAAUUCACAACCUGCUGCAAGAGGGAUGAAUAUCACAAUUCCUGUUUCUGUUCAGAAGCAACCGAUGCCUUUACUGGCGGCUUCGGAAGGGAUGGAUAUCAAUGGAUCUCAAAUCGGCUACAGUCAAUCCAAAAGGAAAAGAAAACCAUGGUCCGAGGCCGAGGAUCUGGAAUUGAUUGCUGCUGUACGGAAAUAUGGUGAGGGUAAUUGGGCAAAUAUAGUGAAAAGCGAGUUCAUGGGGGGUAGAACUCCUUCACAACUAUCUCAGAGAUGGGGCGUCAUCCGUAAGAAGAACACCACCAACGUGAAACAGUUGACCAACUCCAGUGACUCCAUAAGAUCAGAAAAACAUCUGGCAACUCGUCAUGCAGUGAAUAUGGCACUUGAUCGACCACCUAGGCUAUCAUUUAUGAAUAAUAACACAGGUGGCGGGACAACUUUUGCCAGUACCAGAGCUGUGCCUUCUGUCACCUCUAAUGAAAGUCCGGUUGCAGUAAAACAGGAGCCUCCCCUAAAGUGCCCUGCUGUCACAAAGAUUACAAAUAAUAACACAGGUGGUGGGACAACUUUUGCCAGUACCAAAGCUGUGCCUCCGCUCAGCUCUAAUGAAAGUUCGGUUGCAGCAAAACAGGAGCCUCCUCAAAAGCGUCCUGCUGUCAAAAAGUUUCAGCUGAUGGACCCAGCAGCAAAUAAGGGAGCAGCAGCAGCAGCAACAAGACAGAAUCUGGCGUCAGAUCCUGUACGAGCAGCUGCAGUUGCUGCUGGCGCUCGCAUUGCUAGCCAGUCAGAUGCUGCUUCACUCCUGAAGGCUGCUCAGGCAAACAAUGCUGUCCAUAUCAUGGCCAAACCCGGUCCACCGGGCCGACCAACUGUGCUUACUGGUUCGUCCACUCACUCAGAGACUCGCCCCAAGGUCAACCAGCUGCCACUUCCUACCAGUUCCAUUGGUCUGAGGCAGAGUGCUUCCCCGUCAAUCGUACAGAGGCCUCCUACAUCAAUGAAGAUUUUAUCUGUCAAAAGUCGAAGCGAACUUCCACAAGUGCGAGAUGGUAAAACUGUUGAAGGUUGCAUCAAGGUCUGUUCCUCCAGUCCUGAAGGUGCCGGGAAAGCUAAAGUGCAGCAAGAAGGUGGUGGCCAUGGUGAGCAAGUGAAGAAUGAUGAUAGAACAGCAUCCGGAAAUAAAGAUCCGAAACAGAAUGGCAAGAUGCCAGUUGCUCGGAACCCUGGUCCUCUUAUACCGAACAAGGUGAAUGUUGAGAAUGGCAAGGUAGGUCCCUUGGAAAAAAAGCCUCAAGAGAGUCGAAACGAAGAUGAAAGUAAGAACAAUGGCGCCUGUUCUUCCAAAGAAAGCGAAAAGAAGCAACCUGCUACACAGGGUAGAGAAGAGAACGAUGAAAACAGAAGCAUGAACAAGCAGCAGCAACAAGAUGUGCCAAAGAUUGGUAGUGGUAAUGGAUGCAGUGAGAAGAUGGAGAAAGUGGGAAGAGCAGGAGAGGAUGCUGGUAACAAAGUACAAGCUGACAAGGAUGGAGUGAAGGCAGAAAAGAGUAGUUAGCUUAAAAUAAUAAUUUUAGAGCUCUUUCAUUGGGUUUUUUUUUUCUUGUUGGUUUAAGUCUUGUUUGCAUUGAGAAGAAGGGUUUCUCUCGUUUUAUUUUAUAAUUGUAAAUUGCAGUAAUGUAGAAAGGAAAUGAUGAUGGGAUGGAUAUAUGGGGGGAUGGCAAUGGAUGGUGUAAAUCCUUGACUUUCUUAUGUGGCUGGUGGUUCAGUGACUGAAAUUUAUUUUCUUUCAUUUGUUGAAAAUUGAAAUACAUGGUAACCUGCAUUGUUAUACUAAAGCAGUUGCAAUUAGUUACGUUAAAAGAUUGGUGAGGAGAAUGCACAGUUUGGAAGCCGUCGCAUCCAAUUAACCAAUCCUUUAAAAUUAUUCAAUUAAUUCAAUUCAUUUUAACCAAAUUCAAUUGGAUUGGUGGAUUCAUGAAUUGGUGAAAAUUACAGUUCAAUAUCUUUAAAUUUAUUUUUUACCAUUUGGUACCUAAAAUUUAUUUUUUAUACAAAAAAUAUUAUUGGAAAAUUAUAUUUUGGUACCUAAAAAUUUUCAUUAUGACAUUUUAGUACCUAAACUUUUCACAGUUUACAUAUUGGUCCAAGGUUGAGGAUGUCAUUUGGAUUCAUGGAUAAUCCACUUGAUCCAAUCCAUGAAUCCACGAAUCCAAUCCACCAAACCACGAAUCCAAUCCAUUUACCACCUCUAACUGCAUCACAAAUCCGUACAAAGACGAGACCUGACACCUGGGUAUACAUGUAAUUUUCAUUGUAUCACAUUUGGUUUAGGUUUUGUUUGAGCGCAAGUGCCAACUUCAUCCAAUGACACGAUAGGUUUUGUUUGAAAACCAAAUAUGAGGAUCACUUAAAAUUCUUUGAUGAAUUUUUCAACAAUUCAAAUUAUUUAAAAAUAAAAGAAAUGACUUUUUUGGACAACGAUUCUAAACACGGCUCACAUCUCCCGAAAUAUGUUCAAACGAGGGUGUUUGAUAUUUUUUUAUGGCUUUUGGGACAAAUUAAGUUACGUUACCCUACUCUUAUGGAGAUUUAGUAAGAGCUCCAGAAAGUAAAGGAUGACUAUGACUAUUGCAGAGAAAAUGAUCAAGUUUGACAUGUGUUGUCAAAUGUUUGGCUAUGGAACCUUUGCUUUAUCUUUGUUUCUUCUAUUUAUAGCCAUCACUUGUAACCACCAUGUAACUGUCUCUUUGUAACUGCUGCUCCACUGCUUGGUUCUUGAUUUAGCCCGCUUGACGCUUUCACUGCCUUGCUUGCCUGUAUACCACUUGGUACCUUGAUAGCUAGACGACUUCACUUGGCAGGUAGCUACCUUGUGUCGUGGAGGUAUCUCGUUUGACAUCUUGACGUUUGAUGCCUAAUGCUGACCACCCUUGCAUGACGUCAUGCUCGACACCAGGGUGCUUGGAGAGUUGAUGGAUGCACACUAACGUCUGACCCCCUUGGGGUGACAUCAUGCUUGCAGGUUCUUGACAAGGUUGUCUACCAUGUGAUAAUGUACAUGUCUGACACUUAGAAACUUAAUGACCUUGUCUACUAGGUACCAUGAUUGCUUAUGAGUCUAGCAUGCCUGGCUACUUUGGAUGAGGGUUCUUUGUGCCUGCCCCCUUGGCAUGAUGUCAUGCUUAGCACCCUGGUGCUUGGUAGGCAAACAAGGAGGUGAUUCCAUACUUAACCACUUUUCGUCCUGCAUAAUUUCACCAUGCUUGACACUUGUGUCGUCCCCCCUUGCAUUCUGCUAUGCUUGGGUACUUGAGAGGUAGGCGAAAAAGCAUGGCGGCACCAACCCUCCUUGGAUGACUUCAUGCUUGAUACCCCAGUGCUUGACAUGUGAGUGGCUAAGUCUCUACACUUAGUCAAAUUUCAUCCUUCUUACAUGAUGUCAUGCUUGACACCUAAUUCGGGCAUAAUUACACAUCUUUUACCCCCCUUUUAUCUUGAUCGUUUGACUUGGAAAUCGACGUCCCUCGACUUAUUUUAUGCUAGAUUGUUCUAUUUUUGUCACAUUUAAGGUCCUAAUACGUGUAGGAAGGUCAAAUACAAGUUUCAGGUCAAUUAGAGGUUGAAGCGCGCAAAAAAGUGAAGAAGAGGCCAAAACACGGCCUCACAUGAAGAUCAUGGCCUCAGGCCGUAACCAUUGCGAGGAGGGCGUGACUAUUGCACGACUCCAGAAGGAAGCAUAUGUCUCUCGGGGCACUAUUUACCAUCACGGCCAUAGGCCAUGACCAUAACAGUCAGGGCGUGACGUUGGAGCAAUCCACAUCGUUUUCAGGCGAGAUUACGACCAGGUCACGACCGUGACCUGAGGCCGAGACACGCGCACUACUCAUCUAUAAAAGAGGCUGCUGCGGGGUUUGGAGAGGAGAGCUUGGUUUUUCUUUAGAGUUCCGACCCAAAGUACCCAAAGAGACAUUUCUAGAGAGAGAGUGAUCUUGAGAGAUUUUGGAGCUUGAUUGGAGGCUUGGGUUGUCUUGGAUUCAAGAAUUCAAGCCUAGAAGAUGAAGAUCUAGUGCCAUUUUGUAAUCUCUCUCUUCUCUCUAUGAAUUACUCCUCUUCACUUAGGUUGAUGAACCCCAGGUCUAGAUUUUGGUUUGGUGUUGAUGUAUGUGACAAAUCCUAUGUUUAACUGAUCAUUUUAUUUAGUUAAUGGAUGUUUAACAUGAAUUUUCAUGAGUUUGGAUUCCAUUUCAUAGUGAAUACCCGAGGGAGUCGAUCUCCUAGUGGUAGAUAAAUUAAGUCUAUAGAG
This is a messenger RNA of Linum trigynum, 6459 nucleotides long. NCBI's taxonomy places the organism in Eukaryota, Viridiplantae, Streptophyta, Magnoliopsida, Malpighiales, Linaceae. The record is from the annotation of a GenBank genome assembly.